Pungitius pungitius (ninespine stickleback) is the source of this 2644-nucleotide messenger RNA. Its product is annotated as tetratricopeptide repeat protein 39B-like. The coding region runs from base 96 to 1850 and encodes 584 amino acids. The record is from RefSeq and is a predicted model, not a curated record. Gene Ontology annotation, molecular function: protein binding. Lineage: Eukaryota; Metazoa; Chordata; Actinopteri; Perciformes; Gasterosteidae. The transcript has 19 exons.
CUCGCCUCUGUUUGCCAGUGACGCGUCACUCAGGUGCCACUCAGUUGUCAGGAGGAUCUCGGCCCUCCUGGAAUUGUUUGUAGGACAGAAUUCAAAUGGAGAUGGAUAAAGACGAGUCACUUCAACAGGUGGACUUAAACAAAAUAAGUGAGGAUUCAAUAUUACCAGACAUGACUUUAGAGGCCGCACUGAAGGAAUGCUCCACUGCCCUCAACCUUUUUCUGAACAACCGCUUUUCUGAUGCUCUGGGUCUCUUAAAACCCUGGAGGACUCGGAGUACGUACCACGCAAUGGGCUACAGCAGCAUCUUGGUGAUGCAGGCCGGCAUGACCUUUGAACCGAAGGACAUGAAUGCUGCCAUGGCGUCACUGGGUGAAUCCCUGCAGACCUGCCAAAGAUUUCGUAAGAAAACUGGGAUAGUGGAGACUUUAACCAGCCUGUGGAGCAGGCAACCAGCUGACAACCUGACAGAAGAGGAGAUGCACGCAGAGCUGUGCUAUGCGGAGAUUCUGCUGCAGAAAGCCUUUCUCACAUUCCUUGAUGAGUCGAUAAUUGGUUUCAUCAAAGGAGGCAUGAGAAUCCGAAACAGUUAUCAGAUUUUCAAGGAUUGCCAGGCCAUGGCUAAUGUCACAAAGGACAUGGAGAAGCAGAAGAGCAUGUACAUACAUUUUAAGGGCGGCGUCAACAUGGGCAUUGGAUCAUUUAAUCUGAUGUUAUCUCUGCUCCCAUCCAAAGUCCUCAGGCUGAUGGAGUUUUUGGGCUUCUCAGGAGACCGGGAAAUGGGUUUGUCGGAGCUAAGGGAGGGAGCAGCUGGCAACAGCCUGCGCUCUAUCCUCAGCACCCUGACGCUGCUGAUGUUUCAUCUCUACAUCACUGUGAUUCUGGGUACUGGUGAAGGAAACCUUAAUGAGUCUGAAGCCCUGCUGGAGCCCUACGUGGAGAAGUUUCCUAAUGGAGCUCUCAUUCUUUUCUACACCGCAAGAAUUUCUUUGCUCAAAGGAAACUUCACUUUUGCACAGGAAAAGUUCCUGGCCUGCAUUGCGGCACAGGAAGAGUGGCGUCAGAUUCACCACCUGUGCUACUGGGAGCUGAUGUGGGCCUACUCAUUCGAACAGAACUGGCGGGAGGCGUAUCGGUACGCCGACCUGCUCUGCAAAGAGAGCAAGUGGUCCCAGGCCACCUAUACAUUUCAGAAAGCUGCCAUCCUGAGCAUGCGGCCGGAGGAAGAAGUGACUGAACUUGGAGAAAAUGUGGGAGAGAUAUUCAGGCAGGUGGAGGGCCUCAGGCUGAGGAUCGCUGGGAAGUCGAUCCCAACAGAGAAGUUUGCAGCAAGCAAGGCCCAGCGAUACGCUUCUUCUACCCCAGUGAAACUAGUUGUGCCUGCUCUGGAAAUGAUGUACGUGUGGAAUGGUUUCUCAGUGGUUGGCAAAAGACCAGAGUUGACUAAAAGCAUCCUGACCACAUUGGAGAAAGCAGAGGAGCAGCUCAAAGACGAUCAAAAUCCAUCGGUGUAUCACGUGGACGACCAGUGUGUUGUUCAGCUGCUGAAGGGACUUUGUCUGAGACAGAUGGGGCAUCUGGAGCAGGCUGAGCUCUGCUUCGAUCAUGUCAUUUCCAGUGAAAACGAUAUCAAGUACGACAACUAUCUGGUGCCAUUUUCCAAGUAUGAGCUCGGCCUGUUGCACAAGCAGAAAGGUGACUUCAUCACAGCCAUCACAACGAUGGAAAAUAUCAAGACGAACCACAGAGACUACAACAUGGAGUCGAGGCUACACUUCCGCAUCCACGCGGCGCUCAACACCAUGGGCUCGUUUUCAGCCAAGUUUCCCCCUUCCCGCACGCCGGCUUAACAGACCCCACUGCAGGAUGCUCAAGAAAAAAACAUUGACUAACAAAACUAGCCUCAAUCCCUUAGCUUGAAAUCUCGUUGAAUGGCAUCUCACUGUCAGUGUCUUGGUAAUGGUAGUGUGCACACCCAAAAAUACACUUACAAACCUGUGCAGUUUUCUUAUUUUUUUUGUUGGUCUUUGAAUAGAAUCUAGAGCUUGGACAUAUAAGACUUGAAGAUGACUUGGUUGUUUCCAUUGAAUUGCCCAACGUAUUGUCAGAUCCAGGGCUGUGUAAGACAUGUGUAAUAAUGUAAUAUCUAAUUAGAGAAAAUCUCACUUGUCUUACUUUUUAUGACAUUAAACUUGUUUUAAGGAUUUUGAUGCCUUUGUAAACCUUACGCUAUGGUACAAUACAUUCAUUUUCUACUGCUAACAAUCUUAUUGUAAAUAAAAAUUGAAUUUUUUUUCUGCGCACUAUGAAUAUAUCUGCUGUUAAAUUAUCUAAAUUAAGCUUAUAAAUUCAUUAAUGUACUAUAUUUAAUGUUGGCAAAAAUUGAGGCAUAUACGAAAUGUUGAUAGAUAUGAUCAAUGAACUCUAAUAAAUGAAUUACAAGAUAAAUUGUGCGUAUAUUUUUGUCCAUAUAAGCAGAAUGAGUCGGUAACUAUGCUUUCUUGUUUUUAAUUUCCUGGAGAUUUAUUAGUGAUGGCAGACUUCUUUGAUGAUUGCAAUACAAUUCCCUCCUGCCCAAUUUCUCCCAAAGUAUCGGGCAAAGUUUCCUGCACAUUGUUAUUUUUGCUCCAUAUAAAACUGUAAU